Molecule: messenger RNA, 6115 nt
Organism: Chrysemys picta bellii (western painted turtle)
Lineage: Eukaryota; Metazoa; Chordata; Testudines; Emydidae
Gene: SAMD4A
Product: sterile alpha motif domain containing 4A
Biological process (GO): regulation of mRNA stability; nuclear-transcribed mRNA poly(A) tail shortening; negative regulation of translation
Cellular component (GO): P-body
Molecular function (GO): mRNA binding; translation repressor activity; protein binding
Source: RefSeq, a predicted model, not a curated record
GCCAUCCUAGGUGAAGCAGAAAAGCCCAACUUUGGGGGCAGGGGGUGCAGUUAUGUGGAGGGAAGGGGCUCGUUGCUCAGCGCUCAUUUGCAUUUUGCAAAGCUCCCUUGAGGCUAAUGGACCUGGUCGCUCCUUCGGUCACAAGGCGAUGCCUUGAAUGUGGAAAAUGCGUAUGUAAAACCGGGCUGAUUUCAAGAGCGCUUCGGUAGGACAGAGAGAGAGAGAGAGAGAGAGACAUCCCCCUUCCUCCCGCCCGCUAGAGCAGUGGAUCGGUGGAGAUAUUUGGAAAAUAGCUUGCGGUGGUGGUGGGGGGGAUGUGAUCAUUUUUUAAGCAGCCUAAAAAGAGAGAGGGGGACCCGAAGACUCCCUGGGCUGGCCUGUGCCUGCCGGGCUGUGUGAUGAAGUCGGGGGUGGGUAGAGUUUAUUUUUGUCUCACGCUGCUGCUGCUUAGGGCCUCCAUCCAAAGGGGCUGGCUUGAGAUGCUUGAUUGCUGUAGAUGGAGCUGCAGCAACUCGGCUGCUUCCCGGGGAGGAGGAGGAGGUGGAGAGGAAAGCACCAGGGCUGCUCCUACUUUGCAUUAGAGCUUUAUAGCCGCAGUGUAAGUUUUCUUCUGCACGAAUGGUCUCUUGCAGCAGUUGCGGUUUAAAGCAGUUGUGAACAUUUGCUUUGGGAGGAAUGCGGGUGUGGAUGGUCCAGAUUGCCACCCAGGGGAGGAGAGAGCUGGAGACGCUAGGCUAAAAUAACCCGAGGGGAAAGAAGAAGAAGCUAUUCAUCCACUCCUGUGCCUUGUUGAGAUUUAUAUAUCUAUGUGUGUGUGUAUAUAUAAUAUACAAUUUCCCAUCCCUAUUUCCCUGUGCCACUUUGUGUCAUCAUCUUUGGGGAAUUUAACAAGAAGCCAUCAGGACACUGAACUGAAGAUAGAAAGAGGAGAAGAGAAACCAGACCCACAUCUGAGCUGACGGCUGGGUCCAAAAAUCCAUCCGAUUAAUAAAUAAAAUUGUGAGACAGACACGGGGGGAAAAGAACUUUGAGGGAAUUUUUUUUCCCCUGCAGAGGUGUUUUUUUUGUUUUUUGUUUUUUUUCCUCCCUCCACUCCCCACCCCAACCUAAUCAUGAUGUUUCGAGAUCAGGUUGGAGUGCUGGCUGGUUGGUUUAAAGGCUGGAAUGAAUGUGAGCAGACUGUUGCUUUGCUCUCCUUGUUGAAGCGGGUGAGUCGAUCCCAAGCCCGUUUCCUCCAGCUCUGCCUGGAGCAUUCAUUGGCAGAUUGCACUGAGCUGCACAUUCUAGAAGGGGAAGCCAACAACCCUGGAAUCAUUAACCAAUGGCAACAGGAAUCCAAGGAUAAAGUGAUCUCCCUAUUGUUAACCCAUCUGCCUUUACUGAAACCAGGAAACAUUGAAGCAAAAGUGGAAUACAUGAAACUGUUGCCUAAAAUCCUGGCUCAUUCGAUUGAACACAACCAACACAUAGAAGAGAGCAGGCAGCUUUUGUCCUAUGCUUUGAUCCAUCCUGCCACUUCACUGGAAGACAGGAGCGCUCUGGCCAUGUGGCUCAAUCACUUGGAGGAUCGCACAUCGGGUAGUUUUGGCAGCCAAAACAGAGGUCGGUCCGAUUCUGUGGAUUAUGGACAGACACAUUACUAUCACCAAAGACAGAACUCUGACGACAAGCUGAAUGGGUGGCAGAACUCUCGAGAUUCUGGGAUAUGUGUCAGUGCUUCCAGCUGGCAGGACAAAAACCUGGGGUGUGAGAACGGCCAUUUGCCCCUCUACUCUUCUUCUUCUGUCCCCACUACGAUCAAUACUAUCGGAACUAAUACAAGCACAAUUCUCUCAGGCCAGACACACCACAGCCCUUUGAAACGAUCUGUGUCCCUUACCCCACCCAUGAAUGUGCCAAACCAGCCUCUAGGACAUGGAUGGAUGUCUCAUGAGGAUUUACGAGCUAGAGGACCCCAGUGCAUCCCCUCCGAUCACGCCCCCCUGUCUCCACAGAGCAGUGUAGCCUCUUCGGGAAGUGGUGGGAGUGAACAUUUAGAAGAUCAGCCUUCUGCUCGUAACACAUUCCAGGAAGAAGGGAGUGGUAUGAAAGAUGUUCCUGCCUGGCUGAAGAGUCUCCGCCUGCACAAGUAUGCAGCUCUUUUCUCCCAGAUGACAUACGAAGAAAUGAUGGCACUGACCGAAUGCCAGCUCGAGGCACAAAAUGUUACCAAAGGUGCAAGGCACAAAAUAGUCAUCAGUAUCCAGAAGCUGAAAGAGAGGCAGAAUCUUCUCAAGUCUUUAGAAAGGGACAUCCUGGAAGGUGGCAACCUGCGCAUCCCACUGCAGGAGCUACACCAAAUGAUCCUCACCCCGAUCAAAGCCUACUGCUCCCAGAACUCAAAUACAGACGACCAGAGCCGGGACCUGGAUUCCCACCACCUGCCUUCUCUGAUCGGCUCGGACAGCCAAGGCUCCGACUGCAAGGACUCUGCCUCUGGGUGCAUACAGCAGCACCACUUGCCUGGCUGCGAGGGCGAGUCUGGAGGGGCACCUUUGCCUGAAGGGGAUCUCCCUGGGCAGUUCACAAGAGUCAUGGGGAAAGUAUGUACACAACUUUUAGUUUCCAGACCUGACGAGGAGAAUAUAAGUUCCUAUUUACAGCUCAUAGACAAAUGUCUAAUUCAUGAGGCAUUUACAGAGACACAGAAGAAAAGAUUGUUGUCAUGGAAACAGCAGGUGCAAAAACUCUUCAGGUCUUUCCCUCGGAAAUCCCUUCUAGACAUAUCAGGAUAUCGGCAGCAAAGAAAUCGAGGCUUUGGCCAGUCGAACUCCUUACCAACAGCUGGCUCUGUCGGUGCAGGAAUGGGCAGACGGAACCCACGCCAGUUCCAGAUUCCCUCCCGGAAUCUCCCCCCCACCCGGCUGGGUCUGCUGGGCCCCAGUGGACUCCUAGGAGCUGCACAACGCAGCGCAGCUACCAACCCAACCAUCCUGAAACAAGGAAGACAGAAUCUCUGGUUCGCAAACCCCGGGGGUAGCAACAGCAUGCCAAGCCGGACCCAUAGCUCCGUGCAGAGGACGCGUUCCCUGCCCGUCCACACAUCCCCACAGACCAUGCUGAUGUUUCAGCAGCCAGAGUUCCAGGUACCAGUGACAGAACCUGACAUCAACAACAGGCUGGAGUCCUUGUGCCUGAGUAUGACUGAACAUGCCCUGGGGGAGAGCUGUGCAUGGAGCGUCAUAGGCACUGUGGAUUUCAUUGGCGGGAGCAGGCAUGAUAAGCCCACGCACACCUCUCAGCGCUUUCUGACUGACGGCGUGGACAGAACCUCUACGAUAUAGAAGAUGAACGUGUAACGGUGGACAGCGCUGGCCGUGAGAAUGACUGCUGCGGGUCCAGUGGCAACAGUCUCCAGACGUGCACAGGAUUCUCAAAGAGAUUUUGCAUUCUCUCUCUCUCUCUCUCUCUCGUUUUAAUUUUGUGAAUGUGUAGAUUGUCCUUGUGAACUUAUCAUUAGAAUUGGACUUUGUUUUGUCAUUUAUUACAUCCUCUCUAGAGGAAAAGUGUGGGGGAAAGGCAAAGUGCUGGUCAAUAAGGUGUUAAUCUCCAGCUGGGGAGGAUGGAGAGCACCAGGCAAACAGGCACCAGGCAAACCCUGUUUCUGAAGGAGGAAAUUAACAAAUAUCACAUGUGUGACCAAAAAAACAAGGGGGUAACUUAUUGUUCAGAGUUUACAACUCUUGUAUUUCACUGGAGCUCAAACAUCUACUGGAGCUGCAGUGCAGUCAAAAAGGAAAAUAAAAACCAACCACCACCAAACAUCCUUUCAACCAAAUUUAAAACAACUAAAUUUCAAUUUGUGUAUUGUUUACAUCAGAGCAGAUAUAAAGGGUACAUAAGUGUGUAAAAAUGUCUGGUAGGCCUUUGUCUCAUAUUCCUGUUGUAAAGGAUUUUUUGUUUUACUUCUGUUAAUAGCAGCAGGUUUGCAUUUUACAUAGCAACCAAGCUGUGCUUCUAGGGGCAGGCCUUGGGUUUUCAUCUUAUCAGCUGGGAUGGAGAGGACAUCGGAGAAGAGAGGAGGGAUGUUGUGGAGUGGGCGGGACUAUAUGUGAUUGGGCGCGGAGAGCAAGUGGGAUCAGUUUCUUGUUUCUUGUCUUGUGUAUGUGAAUACCUAAAAGAUGCUGCAUCGUGGCUUUUACAGACCUGCCACUACAUCCCAGACUGACUGGAUCAUUUUCAGAACUAGCUACAGUUUGCCAGCUAAACUACAGGGGGAGAGGGCUGGGCCUUUUCUUGCCCUGGGAGAUAACGAGGAUGUGAGCAGGUAGAGAAGGAUUAAAGGGGAAAGCAUGAGCUUCCUGUGGUAAGGGACCAUGCGGGAGAGCAGCAACAUGUAAGCAGUGCUAGACUGCAGCUCUCAGUAUGAAUAGUGAGUACGCUCUGUUCGGUGUUUAUACUGGCUCACAAACACUGAUGCCUUUUUCUUGGUCCUGACAGAUAAUGAGCGUGCAUGUGGCCAUAGAGUAAUAAGCAGGCUAAACUGGACAUUACGUGUAAGGGAAGAAAGGUCAACAUGUGGGUGGAUUAAAGAUUUAAGAGCCAGUCGUUUGGAUGCACAUCUAUCUGUGUGCUGCUGUCCUCCCAGAACUGUAGCAAUUACACGUUGCUCUUUAUAAUGGAGUUCAGGGUGGCCCUGGUUCAUUUCAUACGUGAAUUUGCUAUACCUUUGAACCAGCAAGUGUUUAAACUGAGAUCUGAGUCCAGAAUCAAGUCUCAUGUACACCAGCGUACAUCCAUAGUUGUUCCAUUGAAUUCAGUGGGUUAGCUCCAGAUUUACACCCAAAUGAAAACAGAAUCGUCACCUAACAUUUCAGUAGUACGUGGUUAUUGAAUCCCCAUUGCUUGCUUGACACCCAGAGGGCCUGGGGUUUUUUUUUCUUUUUUUUACUUACACCAGUUUUACCCCAAUGCAUUUCCAUUGGCUUUAGUGAAGUUACUCCGGAUUCACCCUGGUGUAAGUAAGAAAUAAUUUGGUGCGUGCAAUUUUUCUUUAUUAUAUAAAGAAAAGUAAUAUUGGUGCAUACCAUGGCUAUGUGAAUCUGUACAAUACUUCAGAAAUCAGUUCUGUUGGUUAACGUUGUUUGGGUGGUUGAUAUUCUCUGAAAGUAGUUAUGGAAUUGCUCGAAGAAGCAAAUAUUUUCAGUGCCAAACAUUCAACGUGACUAUUUUAAAAGGGGGGACUAAGGGCUAAACCGCAGCUUCAAAGAGGUGUUCUUACAUGUACAAUAAGGUUUGUAAAUCCAAUUUAGAUGCAGCAUUUUUACUUAACUUUAUAAAAACAAAAAGUGCCAAAAUGCAAUUUUUCAUGCUGACUGACAUAAAGUUGAUAUUUCUUGGUUUCCUGUUUACCAGAAUGCAUGAUACAAUGUAACUGAGCAUGAUUUGGUGGCGUAAUGAGGGAAGACGGUGGGAGGGGACUUUGGAAUGUGUUAGAAGGAGCUUAAAACAAAGUUAAUGAAGAGUUUAAUGAACUGCAGUAUUACACAGCUUGGCUAGGAAAUGAGAAGGUAUUCAAAUCUGAGUUGCAUCUUGAGCGUUCAUAGCUAUACACAAUGUGCAGCUUCAGAAAAUGAAUUGUGAACACAAUCACCUUAGCAUGAAUCUUUUGAAAGGAAGACAAAGUAUUUACAAAUCUGAAAUUCUAUUUAUUCCUUUGCUGAAUAUAGAAACAGAGGUUAUCUGAUUAUUAGAUAUAUUAUUUUGGAUAUAUUUUACUUAUUAACUUGCUAUGGCUGGUAACCAUGAUAAUGUCUGUUAUUAACAACCACAUAAUUCAAUUUUUCUUUUCUUUUUUUUUUUAAAAAGCUUAUUUUCCAUUGGGAGUGUAUAGGUUAAUGAUAGACUUUGUUGUGUUUUGCUGUUUUUUGUUUUAAUUAAAAAGUAGCUUCGGUUAAAUUUUGGAAGUCCUUCCCAGCUCCGUUUUGAGGCCUGUGUUGAGUGCAGGUGCAGAGCUCAAUUUAAAAAUCAAAUUCUAAAGUAAAAUAAAUUUAUUUAUAAAAACCAGUUGCAUGCAUAAGGCUGUGAAGUCAAAUAUUUAGUAAUAAAGCGGCAGUGCCUUUCUUUUUUGUAUUUA